UGUUAAUAAUCGAAGAUUAAAAGGGGGAAAACAUCUAGGAUUUCUUCUCAUGCGAUAAAAAUCCAAAAAAAAGGAAUAUUUAUUGACCACAUGUGAAUGUGCUUGGUGCAGUGACAGAUUGAAUAUUUUCUACAGCCAAAAUAAAUAGAAAACGGUGCCACGAGCGAUAGUGAAUUUGCAUUAAAAUCACAUAGUGUCAUCUCGGUUACUGAAUUACUAUUUGCAUCGCAAUACCCAGUGGUUUUUCGGUGCAAGUGAUUUCGAUUCCGGAUUUGACUAACAUUUUUCUUGCGAAGUUGUGAAUUGAUUGUGUGUACGGUGUGCCAUGCGGGACCUGGCUAACAAAAUGGCUGAGUUAAAAUUUGAAGCUCCUCUGGCCAAAUUUGAAGAGACUGACGAAUGGGGUCCAGUUGACUACCAAUCAUCGAAUGCAACGCUUAAAGCAGCAAUCACCGAUGCACUCAAUUUGAAUUUAAAAGAGAAUGACAACUUGUACUUGUUGGAGGAGGCAAUCAAAGGUAGUUGCAAUAACACCAACAACAAGGAUAAUAACAAUAAAAUUGACGAAAAACCAGCAGCGACCGACCUCAAAUCGGACGCAUUGAAUCGCAAUCUGAAAGACACGAUGGAUAAUUUUGCCGAAGCAUUCACCGGAAGCUUGGAGGAUCUGGUGAAUACAUUCGAUGAGAAAAUCACAAAAUGCUUUGGCAAUUAUGAACAAUCGGUCGAGGAAUUGGCACCGGUACAGGUUCGAAGCCAAGAGGAAAUCAUGAACGAAUGCCAAAUGUGGUGGACUAUAACUGGAAACUUUGGUAACAUAUUGCCGAUCGAUUGGUCCAAGUCACAUGCACGUCAAAUGCACAUGCCAGCAUUGCAGCUGAAUCAACGAUUGGCCGAAACCCCCGACGAUGAAUUGAAUGAUUUGAGUUCGGAAGACGAGGCUGUGGCUAAUGAUCUCGACAUGCACGCUUUGAUUUUGGGCGGGCUGCACACCGAAGACGAACCGAUCAAAUCGGCCGAAGAAGUGAUUAAGGAAAUCGACGACAUCAUGGAUGAAACUUCAUCGGACAAUGAAGACGUUGGCGAGGUGUCGGAAGUUAUGGAAAAAGCAAAAGAAGUCUUGGGUGCACCACUCUAUGAAGAAAAAUUGCAAAAAAUGUCAAUCACACAGCUCAAUGAACUUUAUAUGGAAAUGGAAGUGUUAAUUCGCGAGUUUUCCGAGACUCUGAUAAACGAAUUGGCGUUGCGCGAUGAACUCGAAUACGAAAAAGAAAUGAAAAACACAUUCAUUUCAUUGCUGUUGGCCGUACAAAAUAAACGACGUCAAUAUCAUGUCGAGAAGAAGCGUAACAAAACACAAGGCAAAACAACAACAUCAAAUGGUUUGGAACCAAAAUACUUGACUACAGUAAUUCCAUAUCAUCCAGAAAAUGGCACACCAGACAAUCCAGCUCUGCAAGUUUUGAUAAAAAUUCUGAAAGCGAUAAACGAAGACAGUCCAACGGUGCCGACGCUUCUCACAGACUACAUAUUGAAAGUGCUGUGUCCAACGUAAGCUGAAACCGACAACCAUUUCAAGUGAAACCAAAUUCAACUUACUAAGAAAAAAAUACACUCACAAACACAAACAAAUAAAAAAACCACAAAAACACAUUAAUUUAUAUUUCAAAAAUACUUUCUACUGUCGUUCUAACUCCUGCUAAUAAUUUGCUACAGAAAAAAACACUAUUGUUAUCCAGCAAAUACAAAAUGCUCUGAACAACAGAGAUAGAUAUGUAAUUUUUCUUUGUUUUUUUUUUCUUUUGAAGAAAUCGCAUGAACAAGUCUAGUUAUUUAUAAUAAGCGAAAGAAGAGAAUUAAAAAAUGAAAAAUACAAAAUAAAGCAGCAAACUUUACAAAUAGCU
Molecule: messenger RNA, 1904 nt
Organism: Sitodiplosis mosellana (orange wheat blossom midge)
Lineage: Eukaryota; Metazoa; Arthropoda; Insecta; Diptera; Cecidomyiidae
Gene: Unc-76
Product: fasciculation and elongation protein zeta-2
Cellular component (GO): cytoplasm; axon
Source: RefSeq, a predicted model, not a curated record